Molecule: messenger RNA, 1476 nt
Organism: Aspergillus steynii IBT 23096
Lineage: Eukaryota; Fungi; Ascomycota; Eurotiomycetes; Eurotiales; Aspergillaceae
Product: CCR4-NOT core DEDD family RNase subunit POP2
Exons: 2
Coding region: 1-1476 (491 amino acids)
Cellular component (GO): CCR4-NOT complex; P-body; CCR4-NOT core complex
Molecular function (GO): nucleic acid binding; poly(A)-specific ribonuclease activity
Source: RefSeq, a predicted model, not a curated record
AUGCCACCUCCUGUCGGCAGAUACGGGCCUACUGGCCUGAGCGCUCCCUAUACACACUUGCAACAGGCCCACCUGCAGCAGCAGCAACCCCAACAUCAUCCGGCCCAUGCCCAGUCCGCCAAUACAGCCCUCCCGCCUCCCUCCCUCGGUGGCCAUCCAGGCUUCGCGGCCGGCAACCCGAACACCAACAUCAACCCGUUCACGCUAUCUGGAACCGGAAUCGCCAGCGGCAUGUCGGUCGGUGGGUUUGGCGCCGACGGCGGCGGCACCGGGCUGGCCAGCCAUGCGGCGCAGAUGGGCUUCGCGAGAGGGGCACAGAUGCAGCAGCAGCAAUUACAUCAGGCCCACGAUGGUCGGUUGGCACUCGAGACGAAAGGAGGUGGGGUCAAGACGCGGAUACGUGACGUAUGGAAACACAACCUGGCCCAGGAAAUGGCGAUAUUAAGACAAUUGGUGGAGAAGUACCCUUAUAUCAGCAUGGACACCGAGUUCCCCGGUAUUGUUGCACGCCCUAUCGGUGCGUUUACGAACAAAGCCGACUACCACUACCAGACCCUCCGGUGUAACGUCGAUCUCUUGAAGAUGAUCCAGCUCGGGAUCACCCUGUUCUCGCCCGAAGGAGAAGUUCCGCCACCCAACGCGACCGAUGCAAAUGGCCAGCCCAUGGGAAAUAGCCUCGUGCCGGCGCCUUGCACCUGGCAGUUCAACUUCCGCUUCUCGUUGGAAGAGGACAUGUAUGCACAGGAGUCGACGGCGAUGCUUGCGAAGGCGGGCAUUGAUUUCGCGAUGCAUGAUAAGAACGGAAUUGAUCCCCAUGACUUCGGUGCGCUCUUGAUCAGCUCUGGUCUCGUCCUGCUGGAUGAGGUCCACUGGGUUUCGUUCCACUCCGGAUACGACUUUGGCUACUUGAUGAAGAUCAUGCUUUGCGCAUCACUCCCCGAGAAUGAGGAGGAAUUCCACAAGCUCCUCAACACCUUCUUCCCGUCGUUGUAUGAUAUCAAAUACUUGAUGAAACAUGCGGGCCGCAAUCAAGCAGUCAAUGACUCCCCACUGACUGCCGCAGCUGUCCAGAUAUUGGCUAACCUGGGUCAAAAAUCGGGGCUCCAAGACAUCGCUGAUGAGCUCGGUGUCAAGCGUGUUGGCAUUGCUCACCAGGCCGGUUCGGAUUCCCUCGUCACCGGAGAGAUCUACUGGAAGAUGCGACAGCUUGUCUUCAAUGGCACCAUCGACGAGUCCAAGUACUCCGGCCAGAUUUGGGGAUUGAACGGUCAAAUGCCAUUGAUGCAGUAUUCCAUGCAGCCUCAUCAGACCCCCAAUCUCAACGGGGCCACCAUCUAUUCGUCCACGGGCACCCCAAGCACACCCAAUGCCGCUCAAUCGGUGGGCAACCAAACGCCCCAGCACCACGGCCUCGGCACUCUAACUCCAGGGGCUGUCGGCGGAGUACUCGGACAAUUCGCCAUCGGGAAGUCAUGA